Phymastichus coffea is the source of this 2371-nucleotide messenger RNA. RefSeq names its product zinc finger protein 143-like. The transcript has 3 exons. The coding region runs from base 1 to 678 and encodes 225 amino acids. Lineage: Eukaryota; Metazoa; Arthropoda; Insecta; Hymenoptera; Eulophidae. The record is from RefSeq and is a predicted model, not a curated record.
AUGUUAAGCAACAUCUAUGAUCACCAAAAUCUUACUGAUGGCGUUGAAGAGUAUGCAACUGAUACUCCUAAACAUUCCUCGAUCAUCUCAGAGUUAGAAUACAGCGCAGAAAACGCCAAAUUACGGAGGUCGCAGCGAACUCGCAAAUCCUUGUUCGAUAUUAAUUUCUUAAAAUCCUUAAAACAGAAAAAUGAAAAUGAGAAAUCUCAUAGCAACAAAAAGUGCGCAGUCAGUGCACAGCAAAAAUACGAUUGCCAGAAGAAGCGAGGGUUAUUUGUGUGCUCGAAUGAUGGCUGUAACAGAACCUUUUCAAGCCAAAAGCGCCUACAUAAUCACAUGAAAAAGAGUUGCAUGCAGAUAGGACAUAAAUGUCCUAAUGAAGGUUGCAACAGAAUUUGUUAUGGUAUUCAGGCCUAUACCCAUCAUUUAAGAUACGUAUGUGUCACGGAAAAACCGUUCAAGUGUAUGACUCUUGGUUGCGACAAAGCGUACACGCAAAAAGCGUAUCUCAAGCGUCAUCUCGAAUUCGAGUGUAAAAUUAAGCCUCGUUUUAAAUGUUAUUAUUGCAAAUACAUUGCUCAAUAUCCAGUAAGCGUUCGUCGGCAUUGCUCAAAUAGACACAAAGAGAAAACACCUAGAUGUAUCGACACCGAUGCAGAUAAAGAGGUUACUUGUUAAAAAGAAGUUUACUGAUUGAUUUUCGAUUCUUUGUACUCAAAAUUUUUGAUAACACUUUUUUAAAAUUCUUUUGUAAUUACUCCAUCAGAAAGGUAAUAAAGGCCUGAUUCCUUAUUUGUAUAACUAAAUAUGAUGUUUCCCUUUCGAACAGAACACCUAAUUACAUGAUUUUCAACUCAACACAUUUAACCAAAAACUCGUAACAUUACUUAUUUGUCUAACAGUGUGAACCUUCGGUCCGUGACUAACAAUCAAUAAUUUUACAGGCAUAAUUCUAACCGGAAAACCAUAUCAUUGUCCAACGCAUGGCUGUUCAAGUACCUUUAAGUAUGAAAGUAGCAUCCGACUCCACCUGAAGUACACAUGCCAGAGAAAGGAAAAAUCAUUCAAAUGUCCGAAUGCAGGUUGCGAUCGCGCAUUUAAAUACAAACACGGACUCGUCAACCAUCUUAAAUUCGUUUGCCAAGUCGAGGCUCACAUAAAGUGCGUGUACUGCGCGUUUAUCACUUCGUAUCCGGAAAAUGUGCUUGCUCAUUGCCAUCGUAUGCAUCCUAAGGCCAAACCCCAGUACAUAGAUUUAAGUAAAACCGACAAUUGUUAGCAAACUUUCACUGGCGUCAACCUGAGUGCGAGAAAUGUUAUUUCUGAAAUUUGGAGAAUUUGCUUCCUUACCUAUUUAUAAUUACAUCAUGUAACGAACAUUCAAUUGUGCAAUAAAAUUUAGUAAGGAAGCAUACGUAGAGGGUUUUAUUAUCACUUUCCAUACUCACGUCUCAUGAGUAGCUCAUCAGUCAUCAUUACUUACGUCUUUCGCUAUUAACACAAUGAGGCUUUCGAUACUAACAGUUUAUGUCAAAUAAUAAUAUUGUUGUCCACAAUUGCAGCGAUCAACGCUAAUGUGAGAUGUAAAAAACGGAUAAACGGAGAUGAAGAAUGGUUAUUUUACACGCCAUCGUCGUUGGAAGACUCUGCCACGUUAAAAAUGAUACGCCAAUUUUCUCCGCGUUCGCCCAAACCUCAAAAUCAAGUGUUCAAGUGCACAAAUAAAGGUUGCAAUCUUGUAUUCAAGCACAAAACUAGCCGCUAUCGGCACGUACAUUUUGUUUGUCGGCGUGUACCCCGACAGAAGUGUCCUCAUUGCAAAUUUAUUACUAAGCGGCCUGAUCACGUAUUGCAACAUUGCGCUAGGGCCCAUCCAGGGAUGAAGCCAGGAUACAUAAAGGUGGUAUUUGACUAGUAAUAUCAUAGAAAGUAAAAAAGUACGGUACAAACUAUAUUAUACAAAUUUCAUUUUUCUUGAUUGUUCUCUUGCUGUAGUUUGAGAUGAUAAUUAUUAAUAGCACUAUAGUAUUCAAUUUACAAACUCGUGACAAUAAAAAAGAUUAAUACAUGUGUUCAGUUAUCAACACAAUCGUUGAAAUAAGCGAUAAAUGAGAAAUACAAAAUGCCACUGUAACUACAAAUAUUUUUAAUAGUUUAAGUACAAUUACAAAUAUAAAGCCUAGCAAAUAAAUCAUUCUAAAUGACUCGACAUUGUCAUCGUCAACUGCUGAUCUAGUUGCCAUUAUGUUGAUCUAUGAUAAAGUUUAGUACAAUAUGUAAGAUAUUAAAAUAUUAUUUGUUUGAGUUUUGUCUGAGAGACGUUUUCGUCAAUUUUUCUCUAACAUUAAUCGAUGAUUUUUAGUUAUGGAAA